CAGCAUCACUACUACACACGUCCGAGGGCGUGCGCUGCGCCUCGCUCGCUCGCUCGCUCACUUUGUAGGCUACGUGACGUCAAACCAGCAUGGCGGUCAAGGUGCAAUCUACUAAACGUGGGGACCCCAGUGAGCUGAAAUCCAUCUUCCAGAAGUAUGCCAGUGUUGUGGACAAGGAUGGAGAAAAGUUUAUGACCCCAGGGGACUUUGUCCAGAAGUAUCUUGGACUAAACACACAGAUCCACCACAAUCCCAAAACUGUUCAGCUCAUUGCUGCUGUGGCUGACACCACAAAGGACGGGCUGAUCUCAUACCAGGAGUUUCUUGCUUUUGAAUCGGUGUUGUGUGCCCCUGAUGCGCUCUUCAUUGUAGCCUUCCAGCUGUUUGACAAGACUGGGACUGGAACCAUUUCCUUUGAAAAUGUGCGGGACAUCUUCAGCCAGACCACAGUGCACCACCACAUCCCCUUCAACUGGGACUGUGAGUUCAUCCGUCUGCACUUUGGGCACGACAGCAAGAAAUGCCUCAGCUACCUGGAGUUUACCCAGUUCCUGCAGGAGCUGCAGUUGGAGCAUGCACGCCAAGCGUUUGCCCAGAAGGACAAAGGGAAGAAUGGCGUCAUCUCUGCAAUGGACUUCAGUGACAUCAUGGCCACCAUCAGACACCACAUGCUCACACCCUUUGUCGAGGAGAACCUUGUGUCUGCUGCCGGUGGCAGCACCUCCCACAUGGUCAGCUUCUCGUACUUCAAUGCCUUCAACUCCCUCCUGAACAACAUGGAGCUGAUACGCAAGAUCUACAGCACACUGGCUGGCACGCGGAAGGACACACUCGUGACAAAAGAGGAGUUUGUUCAUGGUGCCAACAAGUUUGGACAGAUCACUCCCAUGGAAAUUGACAUCCUGUACCAGUUAUCAGGCCUGCACUCCCCCUCUGGGCGCCUGAAUCUUAUCGAUAUUGAGAGGAUAGCUCCUUUGGAGGAAGGAUGUCUGCCACACCACCUGGUUGAAAGUCAAAAACAGGCCCAUGGGGACAGUUCCAGGCCUGUGUGGCUACAGGUUGCAGAGUCAGCCUACAGGUUCACCCUGGGCUCCAUUGCUGGAGCUACGGGAGCCACUGCAGUGUACCCCAUCGACUUGGUGAAGACUCGUAUGCAGAACCAGAGGUCCACAGGAUCCUUCGUAGGCGAGCUGAUGUACAAGAACAGCUUCGACUGUGCUAAGAAGGUCCUUCGUUACGAGGGCGCCUUCGGCUUCUACAGAGGUAGGCAGGAAGAGCUCUCAAUCAGUGCCUGAAUGAUUCCCUUUCUGCAGCCAAUACACCAGUGAUGAAUCAGCAAAUCAAUCUUUCUUCUUACAGAGCCAGUUUUUAACAUUGUUAUCUCAAGACACUUUACACAAACAGAAGGACUAGACUUAACUCGUAUUUAU
Molecule: messenger RNA, 1430 nt
Organism: Labrus bergylta (ballan wrasse)
Lineage: Eukaryota; Metazoa; Chordata; Actinopteri; Labriformes; Labridae
Source: RefSeq, a predicted model, not a curated record